Molecule: messenger RNA, 3254 nt
Organism: Pecten maximus
Lineage: Eukaryota; Metazoa; Mollusca; Bivalvia; Pectinida; Pectinidae
Product: lysosome membrane protein 2-like
Exons: 14
Coding region: 310-1803 (497 amino acids)
Cellular component (GO): membrane; cytoplasm
Molecular function (GO): scavenger receptor activity
Source: RefSeq, a predicted model, not a curated record
UUUAUACACAUUUUAAAGGUGUACAUACUCGCAUGAUUCACACCUGACCUACUUCUCCUUGUCAAACAUUUCUCUGCUUUACCAGACCGUGUAAUGGACAUAUUGCAUAAUGCCAAGACUUCCAUGGGAUUUAUACUAAUAUAUACGGAGCUUGUAGAUAUGCCACAUCAACGAUGAGGAAGAUAAGGUCACCUUUAAUGCCGUGGAUUUAUGCGUAUAGGUUCAAUCGUCGAAGAUCUGUGUGUUCCAUUCGUCUGAUGUGUCUAAAUCGGAUUAUGUGAACAAGAGCUGAACAGUGUGGUAUAUAACAUGGGUAAGAAGAUCUGGAGAUGCAGCAUAGUCUGUCUUGGUUUAGGAAUCCUCACUGUAAUUUCUGGAAUCGCAAUGAUCCCGCUAUUGCGAAUAUUCAUCAACAAUAUGAUAGCAAAGGAAGUUACUCUGGAGGAUGGAACCUUUGUAUACAAAGCAUGGAAGGAACCGCCUUUUCCGAUUUAUUUUGAAUUUUUUUUCUUCGACGUACUUAAUCCGGACGAAGUCACGAAAAUGAACAAGAAAAUGGCAGUCAGACAACGGGGUCCAUACACAUACAGACUGAUAUCAACAAAAACUAAUAUCACAUUCAACGCAAAUGGUACAGUGUCCUAUCGUGAGCCUGAUACAUACGUGUUUGACCGAUCGAGGUCAGUGGGACCAGAGUCGGACACAUUUUUAACGCUCAACGUAAUUUUACUGACGAUAUUCAAUACAAUCCGAUAUGAGUAUGAAUUCGUCAAACUCAUGACGGAGUUGUUGGCGGACUCGGUAGAUGACAACCAGCUUUUCAUUCGUCUUUCUGUCCAUGACAUCCUUUGGGGUUAUGAAGACACAAUACUCCGUAAAGUCAAGGAAGAGUUACAGGUGUUAGACAUCCCGUUUGAUGACCAUUUCGGAUUUUUUUACAAGUUAAAUAACUCGGACGAUGGCAUUUGGACUAUAGAAUCUGGGAAAAGAAAUACAGCAAAUAAUUUUGACAUUCGCUUUUGGAACGGCAAAAAUAUGUUAGACUACUGGAGUACAGAAGAGAGUAACAUGAUCAACGGAACUGACGGCAACCUUUUCCAUCCAUUCGUUAAAAAAAAAGAUCAUCCACCUUUCUUUUUUUCGCAGCUUUGCAGAUCAAUGACGGUGGAUUACGAGAGAGACACAGUGGUGCAUGGGAUAGAUACAUACCGAUUCACCCAUCCCCGUGAUAUAUUCGACAACCCUGAUCAGAACCCUGCCAAUGAAGGAUUCUGUACUCCAAUGAACAACUGCCCACCCAGUGGGCUGUACAAUAUCAGCGUAUGUAGGAAAGGGUCUCCAUUCUCUGUUUCCAUGCCACAUUUCCUAUAUGCAGAUGAAAGUGUGAUAAACGGCGUGCAAGGAAUCCGCCCUGAUGCAGCCCUCCAUGAAUCAUAUAUAGAUGUAAUGCAUGAUAUUGGAUGCGUGUUGAAAACGGAGAGGAAAUAUCAAAUAAAUAUGCUGGUCAGAAAUAAUCCAGAUUUUACAAUUGUCAAGGAUAUAAAGGACGUUUAUUUUCCGAUAUUUUGGUUUAAUGAGAGUACUGUUGUAACGGAAGACUGGGCGAAAUUCAUCAAAUCGUCAUAUCUUCUACCUGUAGGCAUCGCCUCCGACAUACCGUACAUAUGUAUAGCAGUCGGGACACUAGUAACUUUUAUCAGCUCUGUCGCCAUUCACAGACAACGACGGAAAGCAAAGGCCAAGAUUCACGAGGACCAAAAACUUGACCCGUCUGAAAAUACAUCCCUAUUAGUGAAUGAGUGACUUUAUGAAGGAUAUAGGACGCCUUGAAUUUCUCUCAAUCGCCACAGUAAAUCACAUUCGUCGCCUGUAAAAGUGACCCAUCACCAACGUCCAAUUGCAUGCAUUCAACCGGAGUGAAGCAUUAUCAUUGACUUCGUGUGUUCAACAACUAUGGCGCGUUAACAUCGACUUCGUGUGUUCAACCACUGUGACGCAUCAUCAUUGAUUUACUUCGUGUGUCCAACCAAAGUGACGCGUUAUCACGGCUUUAUUUUGUAUUCUGCCGUUUUUACGUAUCGCCGUCGCUUUACUGAAUGUUUUCUAGGAGUGUGAACAUCGCUUUACUCGAUGUGUUUAGACAAAGUGCCAUAUCAAAGCCGGCUUACUCUGUGUGUUCCGGCAAACUGACGUAUCAACAUAGCGUAACCUGUAGUAUUCAGCCACUGUGACGCAUCACCAACAUCAAAUUGCAUGCAUUCAACCGGAGUGAAGCAUUAUCAUUGACUUAGUGUGUUCAACCACUGUGACGCAUCAUCAUUGACUUCGUGUGUUCAACAACUGUGACACAUCUUCAUUGUCUUCGUGUUUUCAACCACUGUGACUCAUCAUUAUUGUCUUCGUGUGUUCAACCACUGUGACACAUCAUCAUUGACCUCGUGUGUUCAACAACUGUGGCGCGUUAACAUUGGAUUCGUGUGUUCAACCACUGUGACGUAUCAUCAUUGACUUCGUGUGUUCAACAACUAUGACGCAUCAUCAUUGACUUCGUGUGUUCAACAACUGUGGCGCGUUAACAUUGAAUUCGUGUGUUCAACCACUGUGACACAUUGUCUUCGUGUGUUCAACCACUGUGACACAUCAUCAUUGAAUCCGUGUGUUCAACAACUGUGGCGCGUUAACAUUGAAUUCGUGUGUUCAACCACUGUGACGCAUCCUCAUUGUUUUCGUAUUUUCAACCACUGUGACACAUCAUCAUUGAAUCCGUCUGUAACGCAUCAUCAUCAUCAUCGACUUCGUGUGUUUAACCACUGUGACGAAUCAUCAUUGAUUUACUUAGUGUGUCCAACCAAAGUGACGCGUUAUCACGGCUUUAUUUUGUAUUCUGUCGUUUUUACGUAUCGCCGUCGCUUUACUGAAUGUUUUCUAGGAGUGUGAACAUCGCUUUACUCCAUGUGUUUAGACAAAGUGCCAUAUUAACGCUGGCUUACUCUGUGUGUUCCGGCAAACUGACGUAUCAACAUAGCGUAACCUCAAGUAUUCAGCCACUGUGACGCAUCACCAAAGCCUUAUUAGCGUACUAGCGCGAUUGUGUGGUCUGAGAGUGGCGUAUCGCUAUCGUAUAAUUUCAUGUGAUUGACACAUAGUCAUAUCGAUAUCAUAUACAGUAUUAUGAUAAAUGACUUUUAUUUAUAAAUCAUUUACAGUGGUUAUAUUUUAUUUAUUAUUAAAUACAAUUUGGUUUUUAAUUUUGA